UGUGUGAUUUUUUUUUGUAAGGACAUUAUAAAUCCAGGGGAGCAAAGCAUAGGAAAGGGAGAAAAAUUCAUAGCAAUAAACAACAACAAUAAUAAUAAAAGAAAGGUGGCGUAGAGGAUAGGAGGAGAACAAAGGUCGCGUCUCGAAGGUUCUUGCCUUGUUGGGAAAGGGAUGGCGUCGGAGGUGGAGGACGACGCGGCGGCCGCGGGGGCGCCGCUGGUCGCCAACGGUGCAGCCGACGUCCGCCGGAGGAGGGAUCAGGCGAAGGCGAUUCUGUCCAAGCAGGCCGUCAAGAUCGCCACCAAGGCCGAGCAGCACGACAGCUUCAUCUUUAAGGUCACACACUUGCUGGGUGUUCUUGGAUUUGGGGGAUUUUGCUAUCUCUUGGGUGCCAGACCACAGGAUGUGCCAUAUGUGUACUGCCUAUUCUAUAUCAUAUUCGUUCCGCUCCGCUGGAUUUACUACCGCUACAAGAAAUGGCAUUACUAUCUCCUGGACUUCUGCUACUAUGCCAACACCUUUCUCCUUGUAAUGAUUCUCUUCUAUCCAAAGGAUGAAAAACUUUUCAUGGUUUGCUUCUCGUUUGCAGAGGGUCCGCUUGCUUGGGCAUUAAUUGUGUGGCGUUGCAGCUUGGUUUUUAGUUCAUUUGACAAACUUGUUAGUGUCCUGAUACAUCUCUUACCUGGGAUUGUUCUAUUCACUAUCCGGUGGUGGAAUCCACAAACAUUUGCUGCCAUGCACCCAGAAGGAAGAGAUGCCAGAGACACAUGGCCAUAUGUGGAGCACAAAUCAUAUCUGUGGACAUGGCUCUUUUUUGUUCCACUAGCUGCUUACACCCUGUGGCAACUUAUGUAUUUCCUCAUAGUUAAUGUCCUGCGUCGACAGAGGUUGUUAAGGGACCCUGAAGUCAUGACAUCCUACAGGGAGCUCUCAAAGAAAGCACAGAAAGCGAACAACAUCUGGUGGAGGCUGAGCGGACUGCUGGGUGACCGGAACCGGCAGGUCAUGUACAUACUACUCCAGGCGCUGUUCACAGUGGCAACAAUGGCCCUGACCGUCCCUAUAUUCCUGUCGUACCGGAUGCACGUGGUGUUCCUGAUACUCAAGGUGUGCGCGUCGACAUGGAAUGGUGGCAGCUUCAUCUUGGAGGUGAUGCCUCGACAAGUAGUACAGAAGCAGCAGAAGAAGAAGCUGGACAUGAAGCCCAUCGAACAGGGGAGCUCGACACAAAGUGCGCCAGGUGAUGAUGGUACAUUGGGUAACCACCACCAUCACACAUCCGAGGAGCAAAUCCAGGAGUGAGGAAAUUGAAGCUGGAUGUAAGAUUAGAUUUUGCUGUUUACUGAUGCAACCUUUGUUUUUACUGAGUGUUCUUUGUGUUGUUUUUCUUUAGCUCUGCCCAAGUUGUGAUAUCUAUAGGUUUAGGUUGAAUGAUAUGGGGCUGGGAAUAUGAUGCGUGCCCAUGUUUGUCAGGCUUGGGCAAAGAUAACUUUUUCUUCUCGCUGUGGCAGUUGUGAAUUGCGUGAAGCUGUUGCAUUGUUCGUUUGAAGAUGAUGAUUCGAUGAUGCCAUAUGCUGAUUUUAUUGCUUCGUGUUGAA
This is a messenger RNA of Sorghum bicolor (sorghum), 1598 nucleotides long. RefSeq lists its product as uncharacterized. Gene Ontology annotation, biological process: phosphatidylcholine biosynthetic process. Bases 172 to 1302 code for a protein of 376 amino acids. Lineage: Eukaryota; Viridiplantae; Streptophyta; Magnoliopsida; Poales; Poaceae. The record is from RefSeq and is a predicted model, not a curated record. The transcript has 8 exons.